This is a messenger RNA of Pygocentrus nattereri (red-bellied piranha), 715 nucleotides long. Its product is annotated as deleted in malignant brain tumors 1 protein-like. Lineage: Eukaryota; Metazoa; Chordata; Actinopteri; Characiformes; Serrasalmidae. The record is from RefSeq and is a predicted model, not a curated record. Gene Ontology annotation, cellular component: membrane. The transcript has 5 exons. The coding region runs from base 176 to 715 and encodes 179 amino acids.
UCCUGCUUUAGUCCCUUCAUCUAGAGAUGUGGCCGAUGGCGGGUCCAGGGUUCCCACCGGAUCCAUUUUCCCGAUGCCUCAUGAUCAAGAGCAGCUCUCCAAGUCUCUCUAGGGGAGGGGAGGUGAAGCUUGUUCUGCUGCUGAGCUGAACGGACUGUGUGCAGGACAGAGGGAGAUGGACAGCUGUGUGGCUCUCAUUCUUCUGUCCUCUACAAUCUCAUUCACCACAGCUGUCAGUGUGAGGUUGGUGGAUGGUGGCAGUCGCUGUGAAGGGAGAGUGGAGGUCUAUCGUGAUGAUCAGUGGGGAACAGUGUGUGGUUAUGACUGGGAUAUGACAGAUGCUGCAGUGGUGUGUAGAGAGCUGGACUGUGGAGAGGCUCAGAAUAUUCCUCAGUUUGGUCCAGGAUCAGGACCAAUAUUGAUGGGAUUAGUGCAGUGUCGUGGAUCAGAGUCUACACUGAACAGCUGUGAUUUUUAUUCAUAUUAUGAACAGUACUGUACUUCUCAUGAUCAAGAUGCUGGAGUCACCUGCUCAGGUCUCAUCUCCAGAUUUGCUGAUGGUCCUCAUCUCUGCUCUGGGAGAGUGGAGGUGUUGCGUGGAGGGACCUGGUCCACAGUGUGUGAUGCUGGCUUUGACCAGAUGGAUGCAGAGGUUGUGUGUCGAGAGCUGGGCUGUGGGCUGUCACACUCAGGCUCGGCUGGUGAGUGGCUCUGA